This is a messenger RNA of Medioppia subpectinata, 1303 nucleotides long. The record is from the annotation of a GenBank genome assembly. NCBI's taxonomy places the organism in Eukaryota, Metazoa, Arthropoda, Arachnida, Sarcoptiformes, Oppiidae.
GUUUAAAUUUAAUUAAUCUUGGUUUAAAUGGCUAUAAACAAUGAUAACAACUAUAGUAAGUCCCCCAAAACAAGUGCCCAACCCCUGGUCGGGACGUAUCCCAUAUAAGUGUUGCAUUGAGUCCACCCUUUAGUGCAGCAAAACAUAGACACAAAUUGUCACACAUUUUACACAUUCAGUGAUCGCUCGCUCCGGAGGUAUACCCACCACAAGAAGACACGGGAUAUGUCUCACCAGUGAAUCCACUCAACCCAUUGGUUGUGGCAGUGAUCGCAAGGAUUGUAGCCAUCGAUUGCGGUGAUCACAUCAAUUGGUUCCCAUCGCUGAAGACACAAUGUCUGAAUACAACUGCAGUGUUGACGUCCCGCUGGCCAUCACCGAAGACUUCGGGGACUUCCAGUGCUCCGAAGACAUCGACAACAACUCGAACGCACAGAUAUCGGCUCAGCAGAGGCUCAAUGGCGGCCACCAACCGGUGGUGGACAACGAGUCCGCCCGUAGGGAACAGUUGGACAACAGUAGUGGUAAUAACACACUCUCGAGUGAAACCCCGUUUUCGGGAUCACUCGAGGAUUUGGUCAACACUUUUGACGAGAAGAUCGUUAAAUGUUUUCGCAAUUACGACGAGAAUGUGUCUAAUUUAGCGCCCGUUCAGGUCAGGUCUCAGGAGGACGUUAUCAACGAGUCUCAGAUGUGGUGGACACUGACCGGCAAUUACGGCAAUAUAUUGCCCAUCGAUUGGAGCAAAACAUACGCCCGAAGUCUGCACUUACCGGCGCUCAACAUAAACGCCUCGCAAAUGCGUGCGACAAACGCAGCCAACAAUAACCCGAACGCCGAUCUCUUCGACCCGACGUGCGAUGAGGAAGAGUUGGCCAAAGAGCUGGACAUGCAUUCGCUGAUACUGGCGAGUCUACAACAGGAGCCCAUCUUCACGGCCGAACAGGUGCUCGAAGAGAUCGACGAGAUUAUGAUGAAUGAGUCGGAGUCCACGUCCAGCGGGUGUACCGUUUCGGACACCGCGUCCACUGACAAGUCGCCCACCAGUGGUGGUAAAGCGGCCGACGAUAAGCACUCGAUAGCGGCCCUCCUCUACGAAGAGAAGCUGAAGACCUACUCAUCGGUUCAGUUGAACGAGUUGUACGUCGAGUUGGAGCGUAUGAUACAACACAACUCCGAGACACUGAUCAAUGAGUUGGCGCUCAGGGAUGAGCUCGAGUUCGAGAAGGAGCUGAAGAAUACGUUCAUCUCGUUGUUGUUGAGCGUCCAGAAUAAGCGCCGACAGCACCACAUCGACCGCAAA